Vicia faba (fava bean) is the source of this 693-nucleotide messenger RNA. The record is from the annotation of a GenBank genome assembly. NCBI's taxonomy places the organism in Eukaryota, Viridiplantae, Streptophyta, Magnoliopsida, Fabales, Fabaceae.
AUGUGGGUUAAGGAAACAAAUCCACCACACACACAAUUUGUGAAACCCAUGUACCAUAAGGUACCGCCCCUAGAUUUACAACUAGAACAAAUAAAUACGCAUAUCCAUUCCUUAUUCUUCUCCCUCUCUCUCAUCUUCUAUACUUUUUUUUCGCUAUUCCUAUUAUUGCCACAACCAUUUUUCAACCCUUUCCUCCAAUUCCAAUUCCAAUCCCAACCAUGCCUCUUCUCCCCCACCCUUCCCAUGGCGGCGACCCUUUACCCAAACCCAACCCUGCCCUCCUCUCCCUCUUCCUCAAACCCAUCAUCAUGCUCCUCCUCACCUCCCUCUUCUUCCUCUUCCUCGGCUUCGCCGCCUUCCUCCUCCUCAACCUCUUUCUCCUCGCCGGCGCCCUCCACCGCCUCCGCUUCCGUCCUACCCCUUCCUGCCGCCUCCAAUCCCCCACCUCUCCCUUCCUCCCCCACGAAAUCAACAACCUCCCCAACUUCCGCAUCACCAAAACCUCCUCACCCGGACCAGACUCCCGCUGCGCCGUUUGUCUCGACGGGUUCCGCCAUGGUCAGUGGUGCAGAAACCUCGCCGCGUGUAGGCAUGUUUUUCACCGGAGAUGUAUUGAUUCGUGGCUCGUCAAAGUUGCGACGUGCCCGACUUGCCGGACACCUGUUCGAUCAAAUGCGGAAACGAAUCUCGUAA